Messenger RNA from Lontra canadensis (Northern American river otter), 1116 nucleotides. It is a transcript of the gene ANKRD16, whose product is annotated as ankyrin repeat domain 16. Gene Ontology annotation, molecular function: protein binding. The record is from RefSeq and is a predicted model, not a curated record. Bases 25 to 1116 code for a protein of 363 amino acids. NCBI's taxonomy places the organism in Eukaryota, Metazoa, Chordata, Mammalia, Carnivora, Mustelidae. The transcript has 7 exons.
CCCCCCACACCUGCGCCCGCGCCCAUGGCUGCGCGCGGGGACCCGCGGCGGCUGCACCGGCUGGUGCAGGAAGGCCGGCUGUGCGCCCUGCGGCAGGAGCUGCAGGGAGCCGGGCGCGCGGACUGCGCGGCGCCCGCCGGGGACACCCUCCUGCACUGCGCCGCCCGCCACGGGCACCGGGACGUGCUGGCCUAUCUGGUGGAGACCUGGGACAUGGACAUCGAGGCCGCCAACCGAGACUACAAGCGGCCGCUGCACGAGGCCGCCUCGCAGGGCCACCGGGACUGCGUGCUCUACCUGCUGGGCAGAGGAGCCGCGGUCGACUGCCUCAAGAAAGCCGACUGGACUCCUUUGAUGAUGGCCUGCACAAGAAAAAAUCUGGAGGUGAUCCAGGACCUCGUGGAACAUGGCGCCAACCCACUUCUGAAGAACAAAGAUGGCUGGAACAGUCUCCACAUUGCUAGCCGAGAAGGCGACCCUCUGAUCCUCCAGUACCUGCUCUCCGUGUGCCCCACCGCCUGGGAGACGGAGAGCAAAAUCGGGAGAACGCCGCUGCACACGGCAGCGAUGCAUGGCUGUUUGGACGCCGUGAAGGUGCUUCUCCACAGGGGCCUGUACGGAGCCGACCGUGCGGACAGUUGCGGCUGCACACCCUUCAUGGACGCGAUUCAGUGCGGCCACACGGCCGUGGCCAGGCUGCUGCUCGAGCAGCACAAGGCUUGCUGGGCCACGCAGGAUGCCCUGGGGAUGCAGGCCAUCCACAGGGCAGCCGUCACCGGGCAGAACGAGGCCCUCCGCUUCCUGGUGUCCGAGCUGGGCGCCGAUGUGGACACCAGGGCCGUACCCAGCCGCCUGACGCCGCUGCAUUUCGCCGCUAAGGAAGGACAUGUGAGCACAGUCCAGGAGCUCCUGUCCUUGGGUGCCGACAUCAACUCCAGAGACGAAAGGAAGCGAUCAGCCCUGCACCUGGCCUGCGCCGGCCAGCACGCGGCCUGUGUCAGGCUCCUGCUGCGGUCCGGGCUCAGUGACUCUCCGGACGCCUCGGGUGCCCUGGCUAGGCAGCUGGCUCGCCGCGCGGACGUCCUCCAGUGCUUUGGCUGCUGCCCCACGUCCUGA